GGCGACGUUUGUAAAAAGGCCAGGCGGGCGCGCGGGCUGCGGGCCUUCGCCUGGAGACUCCGCGGGAGGGCGGCAGAGCGGAGGUCAGGGCUCUCGGCGGAGGACGAGGCGUGGGCUUCUUCCUCUGGCCAGGGAAAGCAGAGAAUAUGAAAGCCUAUCUAAAGAGUGCAGAAGGCUAUUUUGUCCUGAAUAAAAGCACUACGAUUGGAAGGCAUGAAAAUUCAGACCUUGUUUUAGAGUCUGCAGACGUCGACAACCAUCACGCACUCAUUGAAUAUAAUGAGGCCGAAAGCAGCUUUGUUCUCCACGACUUCAAUUCCUGCAACGGCACGUUUGUCAAUGAGUGCCACAUUCAGAACGUGGCUGUGAAGCUCCUACCCGGAGACAUCGUGAGGUUUGGGUCCGGAGGGCUGACCUAUGAACUGGUCAUCGAAAACCCAGCCUCGGUCUCCUUCCCAUGGGUGAGGGGCCCAGCACCUUGGCCAAGGCCACAGCCACCUUGGGCCACCCAGCAACUGAACCAGUCACCCUCACCAACACAGACCCCCUUCUACCCGGGCAUCUGGACAGCACCAGUGCAGAGGAGCUGGUCGCAGGGGUCCCCCGAGCCCCCCAUGGUCCCACCAGCCUCCCACAGGCGGCCCGUGAGUACCAGUGAGAAGAUGUUCUCCUUCAAGGUGGACAGAGCCGCCCACAGCGUUCCCAUCAUCAGGCAAGUGUGGACCAACGUGGCAGAACUGUCGGAACAAUCAGUGGCCGAGGAAAUUCCUGGGGCAGAGCCCUACAGAGAAAUUUUUGUGGACCAGGACCUGUCCCAGUACGAUAAGGAUGAAAUAAUUCGGCUGCUGGGAAAAGAAGUCAGCCGUCUCUCCGAUUUUGAACUUGAAUCUAAAUACAAAGACACGGUGAUAGCAAGCCUGCAGAACCAAGUGGCCAACCUGAGGCAGAAGCUGUUGGAAACAGCCACCUCCAGGCAGAAGGAGAGGGUGAUCCCGCCCAAGUUUCAGGUUCUGCAUGAAGAGGACGAUGCCCAACAGAGAGAGAUCCAGAGCUUGAAAAACCAGAUCAGUGCCCUACAGCAAGGCUACAACCAGGUGCUGAGCCAGACCCUGGAAAUCACCUCCCUGAAGCACAAGGCCGAGAACUUAAGGAGGGACGCCGCCAUCACGUCAGAGAUGGUGUCAUCUUUGCAAAGAGACCUGUUAGUAAAGGAUGGUCAAGUUCAACAACUACAACAGGAGGUGAAUCAACUGAAAAGUGAGAACAAAGGAAAGGAUCACCAGCUCGAAGCCCUCAGCUCCAGAUGCUCAGUGCUGAAAGAAGAGUUACAGAAGGAAGAUGCCCAGAAGGAGAAGUGGGAAGCCCAAGAGAAAGAGUUAAAACUCUGCAAAACACAAAUCCAUGACAUGGAAAAAGAAAUGAGGAAGCUCAGGGUGGAGCUGAAAAGGAGCAGUACCGAGCAGAGCCUGAUCUCUAUGACGCUGCGGGAAAAGAGCAAGGUGGAAGAGAAGCUUCGGGAGGAUUCCAGAAGGAAAUUGCUUCAGCUGAAAGAAAUGAGGAACAGAGCAAACCUCAUUAAAGCCAAUUUGGAAAGGGCAGUAGGUCAGUUACUAGAAAAGAGCACCAGGGUCACAGAGGACAAUAGCAACGUUUGGCAGCAAAAGCGGACCCUGCAGAAGGAGACCCAGCUCAGCAGCUGCAAAGAGGAGGAAAUCACCCAGAACAUCAAGAAGCUGAAGACAUCCUUAGAGAGUUGCCAGGCAUGCAUGACAAUGUCUUGCUCUAGCAAUGACCUGAAGAAGGAGGUCGACCUCCUACAGCACCUGCAGGUGAGCCCACCUGUCUCAGGGCUCCAGAAGGUGGCACUGGACAUCUUGCGCCUGUCACUGUCCUGGCUGGAGGAAACGGAGCAUCUCCUCCACGAGGUGGGGAUCCAGUUCUCCAGCUCCGACAAAGAUCAUAAGGACCACAUGGAUCGAUCAUUUCUAGACUUAAAGACCCUCGGGAUGGAAAAACAUGUUCAGAAAAUAUUGGAUGUAAAACCUGACUUGCCAACUUUUUCAAGAGUAGAGAUCCGAACGCUUCAAAAUGGCCUUUCCAGCCCAGGGUCCAUCAUGGCCACUGAGAAGUUAUGGAAAACGGAUGUGGCUGAGGCUUUAGAUCUUAGUGAAAAGCUGUACUUGGAUAUGAGCAAAACCCUCGGGACUAUGAUGAACAUCAAAGAUAUGUCAGGUCACGUGUCCAUGAAACACCUCUCCCCAAAAGAGAGGGAGAGAGUCUACCAGCUUCGACAAAGAGACCUCUACCUGGUGUUUGAUAAGAUCACCCUUCUCAAGAACCAGCUGCAGAGGAAAGAAGAGCUUUUGAAACGAUACGAGAAGGACAUUGAACAGCUCAAGUAUGGCCCAUGUCCCCAGCAAAAGGCCCAGGCCUCCAUUCUCCAGGCUAAACCUCGGGGCAGCUCCAGACCCGUAGGGAUCAGGACAAGAGGACAGAGGCCUGGGUGUGGAGGGGGGAGGCGGGAUGGUGACUCAGGGCCUGAUGGACCCAAGUCUCUGGGCAAGAAAGCAGCAGUUAAAGUACCGUACUGUUAAGGAAUAAGGUGCACCUUUUAUAAAUGUGUCUGAUGUUUCA
This is a messenger RNA of Mesoplodon densirostris (Blainville's beaked whale), 2634 nucleotides long. RefSeq names its product forkhead-associated domain-containing protein 1-like. The coding region runs from base 147 to 2594 and encodes 815 amino acids. The transcript is spliced from 16 exons. NCBI's taxonomy places the organism in Eukaryota, Metazoa, Chordata, Mammalia, Artiodactyla, Ziphiidae. The record is from RefSeq and is a predicted model, not a curated record. Gene Ontology annotation, molecular function: protein binding.